GAGCCGCGGCGCGUUGGGGCUGCGCUGGGACGUAGGAUGCUCUGGGCAACCCUGUGACUUCAUCCCAGCUUGAGAGGAGACCAUGGAUGGUGGCAAGCGGUUACAGGUCACCCUUGUUUUCAGCCUCCCUCUAAUUUUUCAGUUCUGCACCGGGAACAACGUCACCGAUUACUAUGACUCCAACAGCACCAUCGACUACAACCUGUUCGAGACCCUGUGCGAGAAGGAGGAAGUCCGUAACUUCCGUGCUGCCUUCCUCCCUGCCAUGUACUCCCUCAUCUGCUUCACGGGGCUGCUGGGCAACGGGCUGGUGAUGCUCACCUACAUCUACUUCAAGAGGCUGAAGACCAUGACGGACAUCUAUUUGCUGAACCUGGCUCUGGCAGACAUCCUCUUCCUGCUGACCCUCCCCUUCUGGGCCACAAGCGCAGCCAUGCACUGGCUUUUUGGGGAGCCUGCCUGCAAAGCUGUCUACUGCAUCUGCAAAAUGAGCUUCUUCAGCGGGAUGCUGCUCCUCCUGUCCAUCAGCAUCGACAGGUACUUUGCCAUCGUUCAGGCUGCCUCAGCCCACCGCUUCCGUCCCCGGAUGAUAUUCAUUAGCAAGGUCACAUGCGUCCUCAUUUGGGUCCUGGCCUUCAUCCUCUCCAUCCCCGAGCUGGUUCACAGCGGUGUCAAUAACUCAGGGGACCAUCCCCGUUGUUCAAUCAUCGCUAACGACUUGCAGACCUUCAACACCGGCAUCAAAGUGUCCCAAAUGGUUUUUGGCUUCUUAUUUCCUCUACUGGUCAUGUCUGUCUGCUACCUCAUCAUCAUCAAAACAUUACUCCAGGCCCGCAACUUUGAGAAGAAUAAAGCCAUCAAGGUCAUCAUCGCCGUGGUAAUUGUCUUCGUUGUCUUUCAGCUGCCCUACAACAGCGUCAUGUUGGCCAAGACCAUCUCAGCCUUCAACCACACCAGCUCCUGUGAGGAGAGCAAGAAGCUUGACGUGGCAGAUGAUGUGACCUACACCCUGGCCUGCUUCCGAUGCUGCCUCAAUCCUUUCCUCUACGCCUUCAUCGGCGUCAAAUUCCGCAACGACCUCUUCAAGCUCCUGAAGGAGCUGGGCUGCCUGAGCCAGGAGCGCCUCUGGCAGUUGUCCACCUGCCGCGAGAGCAAGAGGUUCUCCUUCGCCAUGGAGACUGAGACCACCACCACCUUCUCCCCAUGAGCCCAGCUCCAGGCAGGCUUUGACCAAGCUGGAGUGGUUUUGUACACUUUCUCUCUUCUGAACUGCUGGCAGAGUGAGACCUGCCACCACUAUAGGGAAGGAGCUGUAAGAGACAAAAAUAAGAGCCUUCCCGUAUUUCAGGCAAGGAGCACUGCUAACCAAUUCUCCCAUGGAUGGAGAAACUUCCAUAAAGCUGUGACUAAAGCAAAGCAAGGGAGAAGGAGACUGGUGAGUCUAGAAUUUAUCAUGUUCAUUUCACCUUUAUUUUAGUCUUUCCUAGUCAAAAUGAGAAACGCUCAAAAUUGAACGUUUUCCCUAAAAGCAACAAAUACUGAACUUCCAAGAGCAUCGUCCUUGCUUUGAAUGUUGCUUUCAACCAGAUGACCUACUGCUCUUCUACACCUGCAGUAACAAUGCCCCUUGCACUGGUUCAGUCUUCAGGACAGAAGAGCCCCAGCAGCCUCAAGCUUCAUCUAAAACACAACAUAAGCUGUGAACUAUCCUGGCACACAACUCUCUGCUCUGCCUUCCCCCACAAAGCGAGACAUUUCCAUAACUAAUACUAACUCUAUACAUAUAAAUAAUUUCAAAAACUUUGUAAAUUAUGGUGGCAACUCAUACGUUUGUCAGGAAAAGUACAUAUUCCACUUCAUUUCUGCCUGUAUCUGGUGUUUCACCUAUAAAGAAGGUGCAUCCUAAGGAGCACAGGUUGUUCCAUCCCAACGUUGCCUUGAAUUCUUUAGAAAUGCUGCUGCACUCCAGAAAGAAAGUCUCCUUCAGCUUCUGAGAAGGCACCCGCCUGCAGGAGGCUGAUGCAGGGGUGGCUCCCAUGGUUUAGAGUCAAACUUCUUGCACAAAGACAAAUGAGUUCCAAAACCCCAAUGUCUUUCCAAUCACCCAGCCUGCAAACUUGGACUAAGAAACAGGCACUUCAGCACCAAUCCAGGUGCUUAAAAUACAUUUCUACCACCCAGCCAUCCAGCCUGUCCCAACAUCACCCUUACUCCCACGUGCAAAGGGACUCUUUACUCGCUUGAUAUAAAGCACGUGUGCCAGAAUCCUCAGGAUUUUAAAGAUUCAAGCCCAGGGCAAAUCCAUUUCUUACGACGAGACACUGCAAUUCAGGAUAGAGCCGUGCCCACGGUCCAACCACUGCCAGCAUCUGGAGCUUCCUUGUUCCUGGCUUUAUUGGCCGCUGCGGACACGGGCUGCUGACUUUCACACACGUGUGGGGGCCCUCUGCGCAACUGCUUGCUGACCUCAAGAGAUAAAACACCCAUGUGGGUUUUCUUCUCCCUUCCCAACCAGCGUGCCUUUCUAGAAGGCCUUCAGCAGCUGGCUUUCAAGUCAGAUACUUAUUUCACUUAUAAGCUAUUGAAAAUGUGGUUUGCGUUCAUACUGUCAGUGCUAAUAAAGAUGCCGUUCACUGUGGUUUGAUGUGAAUGCACAGGACAGUCACGUGUCGAAGAUACUGCCAGGGUCACGUACUUGAAAGGAAUGUGACAGCUGAACACAGAUUAUUGUCAUGUAAACUAAGACCUUGAAAAGCAGCCCAGACUGUAGUGCCAGUCGGUGCAUUUACCAGAAGAGCAAAGAUUCCUACCGACAGAUGAAUCCCCUGGGAAGUGCUGUCACUGACAUCUGAGUGUCAGCUGGGGAGGAGCUGCUGCAACUGUUUGUGCAUCUGUUAUUGACCAGGGUGCUCCCUGCUCUCACCCCUGAAGUGCAGAGCCCUCUCCAGAGACCAGCACCAGCAGAGAAAGGUCUUGGCCAGGAAGCGCUCUGGGUGCUGGGCAGGAGCAGGAUAACUCAGCGGGGACAUGGCACCUCACCCUCCAGAGAGCACCUCGGUGGAGACUGUCAGGCAUGUUCCCAGGAGCACACAGAGCAAAACAUGCUUCCUAAAAAGAUAUUUAUACUUUUUUUCCAGUCCCACACAUGGAUCCAUUAGAGUGAUACAGGGAACUCUCCGGAUCAUAGGUCGAAAAACAUUGCUUUAGAGACGCGAGAAUUAAAAUCAACCUUCCGAGGGAAGAAUUCAAUGAGCUGGUUUUGAGACCCUGUUCCCAGCAAUAUAGCUGCCUGCCAUCACAAUUAAAUACAUUCUUCUUCACAAGGCAUUUGGCUCUGGGCUAUGGGAUUUUGCCAAGAGCUGGGAUUCAGGAAGAAAGCUCAUUCUGCUCCACGUGACCCCUCUGUGCAGAAGGACAAUCCCACCCAGCUGUUUCACACAUUUUCUUUCAUAAUGCCCAUGUAAUGUGUACAGAAGUGCUGCUUCUCUGUCACUGGAAAUGGGAGGUUACAACUGACACCAAAGAGUCACUUGUUCUUGGUUUGUCCCUAUUGUCCUUCCUCAGGCAAAACACUUGGGGAACAGGAACUCUGCCAGAGCAAGGAGUGCCCACACCACAGGGUCCUUCUAGUUUCCUUCAACAGUAACAAUAUAUUCUUAAUGUCUGUUCAUCUACGUAAAGCUGCUUUACACAGAAAAGAGUUAAAUACAUACAUGAAUGUACCCUGAAAAUACACUGCUUUAACUCAUUCUCUUUAUGCAAAAUACAUUCACCUAACUUAUUCUAGAAGAAUUGCUUCACUGACACAUGUGGUUGUCCUUGUCUCCUGGGUGAUAAAAGCCAUGCCGCUUCUACAAACUGGGAAGUCCUCAGGUCCCUAUUCACUAGACCUAUUGUAAAUAGGAAAACGUGCAGCUGCUUCUACACAAAUGAGAUACUAAAAGCAUCACCUGGGACAGCUGCAUCUGGUACCUCCUCAACGAGACAGCGGUGACUUCAGAGUGCACAGUUUCUUUAUUUUCUUUUAAUUUAAUGGGCAGAACGAAUUUGCCACUUAUUCAGAUGAAUCAUGUCAACAUUGGCCUAAGAUCUUAAGUUGAGGUUCCCACUGAAGUCUGAAAACUGACUGUAUUUUGCUA
Molecule: messenger RNA, 4139 nt
Organism: Calidris pugnax (ruff)
Lineage: Eukaryota; Metazoa; Chordata; Aves; Charadriiformes; Scolopacidae
Gene: CCR7
Product: chemokine (C-C motif) receptor 7
Exons: 3
Coding region: 83-1207 (374 amino acids)
Biological process (GO): inflammatory response; immune response; G protein-coupled receptor signaling pathway
Cellular component (GO): membrane
Molecular function (GO): chemokine (C-C motif) ligand 19 binding; C-C motif chemokine 19 receptor activity; chemokine (C-C motif) ligand 21 binding
Source: RefSeq, a predicted model, not a curated record